AUGCUAGCACAAGGAACUGACUUGGUUGCAUCAGCACGAGGAAGCAAGAUAUAUGUGUACACACUAUCUGAGGGAAUGGGCCUAGUGACAACCAUUAAAGCAGCAGCACAAAUCUCAGCAGUUGCGUGCGCGCUAAACGACUCGUUUCUGCUCAUUGGGACGGCCACUGGACAAAUGUAUUACUACAAUACACUAGAGAGAAAGGAGCUUGUUGAUCUAGAAAGCUGCUGCGAAGUAUCAAAGCUAUCGCUUAAAAUCACGUCCAUAUUUAUACUAAAUGACAUUGUGUACGUAACAUCCGAAAACGGCACAAUUAGAAUAUUUUCAAUAGAGAUAACUAAAGGGCUAGCAAGCACAGCAACAGAAGCUGCUGCAAAUAUCACAGAAACAGAAACAACCCUGGAAAAGGACGGGUGGAUGGAGGAGAUUGAGUCAAUUGGAGACAAUACUACACAAACACUUAGCAUGCACAUCAGUAGAGCAGAGGGAACAUAUCAUAACUUUAAGUCAGUAAGGGAGAUAAAGCACACCACGCCAAUAACCAAAAUUGCAGUAUGCGGACCCAACAUAUACAUACUAGAUAUGCGAGGGCGUGUUAUUGUGUUCCCUUCAAAGGUUGUGUACGACAGCAUUGCAGACAUUCACUUUAGAAAAUACCUAUUUUGUAUAGAUGGGAAUACUGUGUUUGCAGAGGUGGGGCAGGUGUUUACAUCUGUGUACUUCGCGAAAACUGCAAUAAAGCACAUGUCAAGCAGCAUGCAGGGCGGAUUUUUCUUUAUACUGACAGAAAAAGAGCUGGAGAUUAUGAGAAUUGAAGAAAUGGGUGGAAAGAGAGUGCAUGCCUACAAGCUGCCAAAAGAAGCUGAUGAGAUUGUGGUUGAUUCAAAAAGAUCCAUAGUGUACAGCAUGUGCAAUGGAAAGCCUGCGCGGAUGGAAAUAGACUACGUGUGGAUAGAUAGAUCCAUGGAAGAUCUAAAAAUAGCGGGCAGUACAAUUAAAGAGGUCUGCCGAGAAGAGGAGCCCAUUGAGGAUGCAGACGGAUACUUUGAUAUUCCGAAUGUAAAGGCAGUUAAGGACCUGGCCCUUCCAUCUGUAAAGUAUGCAGCUGGCAAUUUUAACAUGGAUAUGCGCAAAGGAGGGUUUGAUUUCGACUCUGCCUCAGAUGAUUCAGGCAAUAACAACAACGAGCACAAUUCAGACAUUGAAGACUUGUUUAAUGCAGACGAAAACUCGCCCUUUUCUUCCAGCCCUGCCAACGAGCAAGCGCAUCUUCUCCUAGAGAAAGAUGAACAGAGCACUACACCUCAGCCUAAACAGCACUGCAUAGUAAAUAGAAUAUGUGGGCCUGUGUGUAUUACAAAUAAUCAGGACAAGCUUAUAUACUGGGCGCCUGAGUGCACGAUUCGGGUAUUUGAAAGGACAGACUAUAAGCAGAUUGAAGUCACUACGCGCGCAUCUUCUGUUGAAAUCUCCAUUUUGAAAGAGUUGAACGAUGUUCUUCUUGCAUGCGCAUCUGCGUCUAUGCUGCUUCUUUAUACUGAGGCGCAUUUAAAGAUAUACCGCAGUACAAGCGGGGUCUUUACAGAAAGUGCACUGAUCCACAAGAUAGAGCCAGGCCACAAAAUAGAGAGGCUGGUUUGCGGAAAAGACUUCUUCUGCAUAGUAAAUGAGAAUGGCUUACUGUCUAACGUAUCAGUGUACACAAAAGACCUGCAAGAGAUCUACUGCUUUGUUGCGGUUGUGCGAGGAAUUUCAGCAAGCGGCGACUAUCUGGCAGCCAUUCUAGAAGAAGGAGAGGGUGUUGUUGUACGAGUGUUUAAGUACACAGAUGGAGCUAUUCAUACUGUAAGCAGUGCGUACUUCAAUCGCCAGGCAAUUGAAUUCUGCGGGGUGUCCAGCACUGGAGUUUUUGUAUUCCAGGUUGCUUCUCUCCUCUAUGCACUUGGCAGAGACCGAAUUAUUGCGCUGUCUUGCACAGUGCCUGGCAUUCCAAUUGCUAUUGUUGGAGAGAAUGUGGCGUAUCUGCUUGAAAAUGAAAAUAAGACAGUUUCUGUGCAUCCAGAAAUAGUGCAGUAUGUCCGCAUAGAGCGAAAAUGCCAACUAAGCCAAAAGAUGGAUAUUUUCGCAGCAAUUGAAAAGGAAAUGCUUACCACUCCUAUGCACCAUGGAUUCUCUGAAACAAAGAGUACAGUUUCCUCUGGACAAUUUAGUAAGACAGGCCUUAGUACAGAGGAUGAUGAAAAUACCAUUUUCAUCUCUAAGGCGCACAAGGCAGUUAAUACUACGCCCAGAAAGCAAAAUACAAGCCAUUCUGACUCAAGCAAAAUUGAACACUCCCCUAUGCAUACACCAAUCAAGAAGGUAAAGCAUUCAAACCCAUUUGCUAGAAAUAACUAG
Nematocida ausubeli is the source of this 2397-nucleotide messenger RNA. RefSeq lists its product as uncharacterized. The coding region runs from base 1 to 2397 and encodes 798 amino acids. Gene Ontology annotation, molecular function: protein binding. The transcript has a single exon. The record is from RefSeq and is a predicted model, not a curated record. NCBI's taxonomy places the organism in Eukaryota, Fungi, Microsporidia.